AUGAGCUCUCGAAGACAGGCCCGACGGGCCCGAGAGGCUGUAAGUGCCUCAGCGGCCAGCCAGGGGGUAGGCCUGGACAGUGGCGCUAAGUUGAACUAUGAGUAUAUGGUGAAUAUUGACGGCAUACUGAGGAAUCUAAGAGAAUCUUUGGAGGAGAAUAGGAGGAUGCAGAGAAGGUUGGAAGAACAUAAUAGAAUUCUCGUGGACUUUAUGAACGAAGAGGACCUGUCAACUCGACGGAAACCGAAAAGAUGGUAUCAUUCGCUGAGGCCUGAUUGCAUCGAUAGCGAUCGGAGCCUUCCUCCAACUUUGGUAGAGGCCUACGAGAGGGACAUGAGAGCUGCUGCCUUAAGGCCCAUCAGUGCCACUCGACCUUUGUCACGGGAAGAGAAGGAGGACCGUGAAGGCGUCGAAUGGGCUGUAGUGGAGUCAGUUAAGGAGGGCCUGUUGGAGUCGAUAUUGAACAGUAGUGGAAAUGGUGAAGAGUGUUCACCCGAAGUGCGGGAGAAAAUUCACCAGAUGGUCGGAUCGUGUAACGACUACAAUGAAGUUGAAGAGUUGGCAACUGAUAUGAGCAUCGUAGUGGAGAUAGAUUGGCACCGAGUGUACGAGCUGUUGGUGGGCAGAAUUGGCAAGCAGUCCCUUGAAUGGCGUCAUUGUCGAACCCCAGCCUGCGCGAGAGCCCUAUGGCAACACCAUUUGGCCCCUGGCAUCAACACCUCGGAAUUCACUAAGGAGGAGGACCUUCGUCUCUACUACAUCGCUGAGGCCCAUCACGGUUGGGACUGGCCAGCAAUCGCAGCCGAGUUGGGGACCAACCGCACGCCCUGUAUGUGCUUCCAGAGAUAUUCCCGGAGUCUAGAUGCUAAGAUGAUCCCUAGGAACUUCACUGAAGAGCAGGACGUACUGCUUAUGAAACUGGCUGAGCGUCACGGCCCAGGGUGUUGGAAUGAAAUUGCCUAUCAAAUGGGUACUGGUCACCAGGGCCCUCAAAUACGGCAUCGCUAUAAGUAUUUAUCAGCUAGGAGUAACCGCGGCCUGGGGGCAGUGUGGAGCCCUGAGGAGAAUAAGAGGUUGAAAAUGGCGGUCAAAAUGUUGGGAGAACCGGAAAACAUAGAUUGGACUGUGGUGGCUCAGCUGAUCCCGAAUCGAUCGAAUACAUCUUGCCGCGAACGGUAUGAGAAGAUUUCCCAGGAGUCGUUGGGGUACGACCAGGACCCGUGGACGGAGGAAGAGUCGGAGCUCCUGAAGGCCCUUGUCGCGGAGUUGGGCCCUAGGUGGUCCCUCAUCAGCCAGAGGUUCACUAGAAGAUCGGACAAUUUCCUCAUGCGGAGGUGGAAUGAGAUUGGGGACGCAGAUGAGGUUCGUAAAUUCAAACAGGACAGAGUGGCGAUGAAGGCGAUUAUGCGAGGAGGGCUGAACCCGGACGAGCGGCCUGAAAUAUCCCCUAGUGAUUUCCAAUUGCUCCACGAUGCCAAUGAGGAGCCUUCGGACACUCGUCCUCGAAAACGAGCACGGCGGCAAGUUCGAGGGAAGAAGAAACCUGGAGGUGACUCGGUUGGUGACUCGGUGGUGACUCGGGAGGUGGGGAAGGAGUGGUAG
Messenger RNA from Perkinsus marinus ATCC 50983, 1602 nucleotides. RefSeq lists its product as hypothetical. The record is from RefSeq and is a predicted model, not a curated record. Bases 1 to 1602 code for a protein of 533 amino acids. The transcript has 6 exons. Lineage: Eukaryota; Perkinsozoa; Perkinsida; Perkinsidae.